UGAAGUUAUCAAAUCAAAAUUGUCAAAACAUUUGUACAUAUAUCAUAUAUUUGUUAUAAAAAAAUACAAGCAACUUUAAUAUUUAUUAUUUAAAUUUUUUAAUAAAUAUUCUAAUAUGUCUAACAAAUUUGAAGAUUGCAGAAGUAACCUUGCCGAUGCCGAAUGGCAGUUUUGGUGCCGACUCUGUACUAAAGACGAUGUACGAAAUAUUAAUAUAUAUCCCGAACAAAACCAAACUUCAGUUCACACAAACGCUACGCUUAUACAUUUCAUAGCGGAGUUUUUUAAAGUUCAUAUACAGCGAAAUGAAGAUUUACCACAUUGGCUUUGUGUGCAAUGCUUCUCGUUGGUUUCCUCCUUGUCAAAAUUCACAAAACAAGUUAACAAAGUACAGAGUAUGUACAACGAAAUACAAAGUUCUGACCACAGAAAAGCUAAAGAUUUUCGACUAAUACGAGAUAAAUAUAAUUUAGUUGAGUAUGAGUUCGUUAUGUUCAAUAUGUCGGAUACAAAAUCAUCUAUUGAAAAUAUCUUUGUUGCCGAUGCACCAGAAAUAGUUAUACACAACUCCUUGGAUAAUAUUGUAAAGAGUGAAAUAAUAUCGAACGAGUUACAGAGUGGCAUACUUCUUAAUGAAGGCGAAUAUAACAGUGAAUUUCAAGAUCCAAUUGGUGAUGUGAUUGAGAAUUCUACUAUUGAUGUAAAGAGUAAUAAUUCCUUUAACAAUAGUAUAGAUGACAGUGAAUCUGAACAAAAUGAAAAAGAAUGCAAAAAACUUAAUCGGAUAAAAAAGCAACCGAAUUCUUUGGAUGAGGAAUCAAAAUCGGACAAAUACUUCUGUGACGAAUGCUCACUACAUUUCAAAAGAAGUAGCAAUUAUGGUAUACAUAUGAAGAAAAAACACGGUAUUGUCAUAGAAAGAGAUACUUGUUUUUCCUGUCCACAAUGUUCGAGGUCUUUCAAAUAUAAAUUCAAAUUGAAUCGUCAUAUAAAAAUUCAUCGACCUUUAACGGAAAAGCGUAUAUUUCCAUGUCCACAAUGUGAUAGAAAAUUUCAAACUAAGGAUUAUGUGUUCCGACAUAUAAAGUUUGUGCAUGAAGAUAUACGUCCGUUCAUUUGUGAAGAGUGUGGUGAGUGUACACGCACGGAAACCACUUUGCGAGAGCAUAUGCUUAUACAUACCGACUAUGCACCUUAUGAAUGUGAAAUUUGUAAGAAAGGAUUUAAAAAUCAAUCACGUUUGAAGAAACAUAUGGAGAUGCACAGCUCUCAUAAACAUAUAUGUAGCGAAUGUGGUUUAGAAUUGAAUUCACGUUUAACCUUGAAUCGUCAUAUGCUUGUGCAUUCUGAUGAGAUGCGUCACAAAUGCGAUUAUUGUGGGCGCGAAUUCAAACGUGCGAAAACUUUAAAAACUCACUUAAUACUUCACAGUGGAUUAAAACCAUAUUUAUGUGACUUCUGUGACAAAACCUUUGCCAAUGGCUCAAAUUGUCGUACUCAUAAAAGAAAAUCUCACCCCGAAGAAUUGGCGGCCUUAGAGGCUUCCGGAGAAAAGAAAUUCACCAAAAAUAUCCCUAAAUUAGCGGUUUUAAAGACAGUUACCCGCACAGCUGAGAAUUUGCUGCCCGUGGUAUCUAAACAAAGUGGAAAUUUUUCUUUCGGCAGAAAACCGAAACCUCCAACCAGCGGUAAAGCGAAACAAAACAACAACAAAAACGAAGCACAAAAAUGUGCGGAAAAUACAUAAGAGUGCUAUGACGGUAUUUCCUUGUUGACGAUGUCUACAAAAACACAAUAUAUACGGAGAAUCGAUAACUGAUAUUAAGUCGGUGGCUAUUAUAUUUCUGGUAUACUGAUUUAUCUAUAUCUUAAUUAAUUAAAGAAUAAAAAGUGAGCGGUUAUUAUUGUAAAUGUAUAAAAAGAGGGCAGUUUAUACAACGAAUUGAAAUGCUCUCAUUAAAGCCUCACUUAAAUAUACCAAAAUUGUCCCUAUAAAAGCCCAUUGCUUCUGCAACGGGCUUUUAAAUUUUAAAAUGUAUUUAUAGAAGAAUGGGACUUAAUUACGUACAUGAAUUCUUGAUCGUAGUGAUAAGUUAUAGUCUUAAAUUAUUUCACUAAAUUAGCAAUUUUUAUUACAUUAUAUUAUAAUAAAUGUUAAUCAGGAGUCUGUUUGUUUAUUUAUCAAAAA
This is a messenger RNA of Bactrocera oleae (olive fruit fly), 2188 nucleotides long. Its product is annotated as zinc finger protein weckle. NCBI's taxonomy places the organism in Eukaryota, Metazoa, Arthropoda, Insecta, Diptera, Tephritidae. Gene Ontology annotation, cellular component: nucleus. Gene Ontology annotation, molecular function: DNA-binding transcription factor activity, RNA polymerase II-specific; RNA polymerase II cis-regulatory region sequence-specific DNA binding; zinc ion binding. Gene Ontology annotation, biological process: positive regulation of transcription by RNA polymerase II. The record is from RefSeq and is a predicted model, not a curated record.